Harpegnathos saltator (Jerdon's jumping ant) is the source of this 1294-nucleotide messenger RNA. RefSeq lists its product as uncharacterized. NCBI's taxonomy places the organism in Eukaryota, Metazoa, Arthropoda, Insecta, Hymenoptera, Formicidae. The transcript has 3 exons. The coding region runs from base 188 to 685 and encodes 165 amino acids. The record is from RefSeq and is a predicted model, not a curated record.
CGCCACCAUCGUUCAUUCACAACCACCUGCUCGACGGGGUAACAUCGCUUCGGUGUCAUCCGUCAUCGGCGACAGACCGAGGGUGCACAGAGUAGCGGCGGGGAAGAACUGUCGUUUCUUUCUUCUCAGUGGUCAUAUCCUCGCGGUCAGCGCAACCGAGACGCACGUUGUCGACAAACACGCCGCGAUGUGGAAUAACUCGACUUCCGGCCUCACUUUCUCGAUUUACCUCUUCGUUCUUCUGCUAACGAUCCUGGCUUCCGGUAGCGACAAGGCAGAGGCGAAGCUCAUAAGACAAAGCAAAGAUGGCUGUUCGAUAUUUGGGCAUUCAUGUUUCGGGGGUCACGGCAAGAGAUUCGACCCGCUCGCGCGGCGCAUGCUGGAGGCGAGCAAUAAACUGUCGAACCGACAUUCUCAAGAGUCCGAAAUGCUGUCGCCAAACGACGACGACGACGACGACGACGAUGACGACAACGACGACGACGAUGACAACAACAACAUCAACAACAACCUACUCUAUAUUCUUCCAAACGACAAGUUGCGUUCGUUCACAGAGCGGUCGUUCAUUCCGCCUCGUCGGAACGCUCGACCGUUCGAUUCCUACCGGCUGUCGUCUCUCGUUGACCAAUGGUUAGCGACGCAUCGUCGCCCGCAUCGCACGGACCUGGAAGUAACUAAUAAGUAAACGGGGUGUAUGGACGAGCGCGACCUGCGUCAUGUGUGUCAGGACGAAGCGACUUCCGCAUCAUUGUUCGAGAGGAAUCGAAAUUAAUUAAACUGACGAUUAUUUCUCUUGGUUAUUAUACGCCCCGAAUCUACACAGUCAAUGGCGCUGUUGCGUGUAUUAUCUUAUCUUUUCCGUACUGUUGCGACAAUCACUGUUUCUCGCGAGCAUUAUAAAUCUGUAAAUCUAUGUAAGACCUAAGGCGAGACUAAAAUAAUGAGAGAAGACGAUUUCUAGAAAAUACAAUUGAUAGAAAGUUAAAUAGGAUAUUCGGUAGAGUCGCGUGAUUCGACGCGCGUGAUUCGACGCCGUUGAGCCGAAUAAUUUAAAGCAGUAACGAAAAUCGAGACAUUUCACUUGUGUGUGUUUUACGUUAUUUAGUGGUGCAACAUAUGCAUGAUGGAUAUGUGUGCGUGUGCGUGUUGAUUGAUUGUAACAAUUAUUUGCACAGAGCGUUUUACAUUUCGGUACGAGGAUUUUACCCGUUUAUUAAUUAACAAUCUACAUAUUCAGUGCUGUGAUAUACUUUUGUUAUCCAUAUUUGUAAACUUCUUCUUCGAGAUAAUAUUU